UAUAAAAUAUAACCUUAACGUUAUAACCUUAACGAAGAUCAUCGAUUGAUGUAUUGUACUAUAUUUUUAUAUCAACAGAAACUCCAAUGCAUGCAAAAAAUAUCGUGAAUAAAUUCAUUUUUUUUUUCAUAUUGUUAAUCGAAUUAUUGCUAUCACGAAAAGUUUCGAUUAAAAAAUGUUUUUUGCAAAAUCUUCGUCCCGUUUUUGACCCCAUUUCGCAAAUUUCUUCCACAUAUUACAUAUAGUUGGCUUACUUUGUUCUACACCACGUUAAAAAGUUCUUUUAAGAAACCCGUAAUGAUUCUUCGGUAUUCUUUGAAAGAAGCAAAAAUCAGCAAAUAUGUCGAAUUUGAUUCAUCAAAUGGUCAACAACUGCAAUGAGCUUUUGGAUACUAAUAAUAAAAAUAAUAAAGAAAUCAUAAUAGAUACAUGGCCCAUGAUGUAUUCCCCAGGUCCUAUAUUAUGCAUCGUAGGCUGCUAUCUAGCAUUCGUUUUGAAAGUUGGACCGAAAAUGAUGGAGAAGAGGUCCCCUUUUCAAUUGAAUUUCUUGUUACUCGCUUACAACGUGAUCCAAGUGAUAUUCAAUAUCUGGUUAUCACUCAAAGCAUUAGAACCCAGUGUGGUAUCAAUUUUAUUAUUACCUAAAUGCCAAAAUCCAACAUCUCUGAAUUUAAAUACGAAAAAUACGAUAUCGUCAGCUGCCUGGUGGUAUUUCAUCGCAAAAAUAAUGGAUCUUCUUGACACGGUUUUCUUCAUACUUCGAAAAAAACAAAAUCAAGUGACAUUUCUACAUGUUUACCAUCACACAAUAACCUCAAUAUGCUCAUGGUUGUAUGUCAAAUUCCUGCCAGGCCAACAAGGUGCUGUGAUCAUUUUCUUAAAUUCUUUGGUACACGUCAUCAUGUAUACGUAUUAUUUGAUCUCCGCUUUGGGUCCUAAAUACAAAAAAUAUCUUUGGUGGAAGAAAUACAUGACCUGGAUUCAAUUGGUGCAAUUUUUCAUAUUACUCGCUUACGAAUUGACAAUUCUCGUUUUGGGCUGCAAAGUGCCAAAAGCUUUGUCGUGUUUUGUUUUGACCAAUUUAGUGAUUUUCAUCUAUUUAUUCAGUGAUUUUUAUCGAAAAGCUUAUGCGAAACAGAAAGUUUAAUUUUUUUGAAGAAUUAUUGAUUCGAUGUUUUGUUGAUAAAAUAGUAACUGAAUAUACAAUACAUCAUUUAAUAAUAAAAAAGAAAAAAAGUGUUUAUGAAAUAAUGAGAAAAAAAAAGAAAAAAAUAGAAAAAAGGAAAAUGGAAUUAAU
This is a messenger RNA of Apis laboriosa (Himalayan honeybee), 1297 nucleotides long. It is a transcript of the gene bond, whose product is annotated as elongation of very long chain fatty acids protein AAEL008004-like. NCBI's taxonomy places the organism in Eukaryota, Metazoa, Arthropoda, Insecta, Hymenoptera, Apidae. The transcript has 7 exons. The coding region runs from base 341 to 1147 and encodes 268 amino acids. Gene Ontology annotation, cellular component: endoplasmic reticulum membrane. Gene Ontology annotation, molecular function: fatty acid elongase activity. The record is from RefSeq and is a predicted model, not a curated record. Gene Ontology annotation, biological process: fatty acid elongation, monounsaturated fatty acid; very long-chain fatty acid biosynthetic process; fatty acid elongation, polyunsaturated fatty acid.